CAUGAGUGGCCCUGGUUCCCCGCCAAUCAACUUUCCCCAACGAUAAUAGUUUUAAUUAACUCUAAUGAGGGCGGUCCUCUACACUAUCGGGCGGUGGAAGUUGUUCAUCAUGGUUCUGUCAACUGUAACAUCUGAAUCCGACGGGAUCGGGAGCGGCCUCUGAUGGAACCGCAUAGUCCCGUCGCCCUGGUUUUUUUUAGAAUCUUUUCAGGAACUCCAGUAAAAAUGGAAGUAGUGUUUUGAGCAGGAGGGCCGGGAAAGCGACGGCAGGGACCAUUGCCACGGCAAUAAACAGAGAACUCAAGUUGUCUUUCAGAUCAAAGAAGGAAAACAUUGUAUGAUUUGUACUCUCUAUUGCUGAUCCCUUUUUGUAAAGUUUGAGGUGGCUGAAAACACUAUUGAUUUUGACUGGGAUGCCACCCAGCAGCAAGUCGAUUCUCUCUGGUGAAGGAUUGGCAUACAGGAAUUAAAGGCUUCUGUGAGUGAGUGUCUUGCAGAGCCAGAAUGCAGCAUUUGAAGCACCUACCCAGUGGAGUAAAAUGGACUUUAAUAAAACACCGGAUGGGAAGCACUGUUAUGAAUACUUUUACGAGUGCAUGCAGGACAACCUCUGGCGGGUUCCAGCAUGGCCCAGUCCCAAACUUGAAGCAGAUUGUCAUCGCGAUUGCCAGGAACAUAAAUCUAUCCAACUCUGGAAGGCCAGGAUCUGUACAGCAUCGCCAGUGUGUGCUCCACCAGUGCAAGGCACUGAGCACUAGCUCUGCUCGAGCAGAUCCCAUCGAAGAGCACAGAAAGAGACUAAAAGCUUGGUUCGGUUAUAUGCCCAGUGAGGAAAAGCAGUUUGGCUUAUUUUCAGUGGAAAACUGGCAUGUAGAGCCAGUGAUUGCUGAAAGCUCUCCUGAAGAGAACAGGGAGCUCACAGCAAGAUUCGGCAUCUACAGUCACAUUGACCCUAAAGAAUCCAAGAUCAUAAAGUUCAAUAAAGUGUUCACAACUGGGUCUGUUGCAUCUCCUGUGAAGAAUGUGGUUUUGUUUGGGAUAGUGGGAAUGGGAAAGGAGACAGUGGUUAAGAGGCUUGUCUUGGACUGGUGUGACGGUCAGUUCAAUCAGUUUGAUCUAAUCCUCCCAUUCUCCUGUGAAGAUUUGUCCUCACAAAAUCAGUCCAUUUCUCUGAAUAAAUUAAUCUCUCAGAAGUAUACUCAGCUGAAAUCGAUUGUCCCUCAAAUUGGGUCAGGAAAACUAGGGAACAUCCUUUUCAUUUUCAAUGGUCUGGAGCAGCUUAAACUUGACUUCCGCCUCUUAAAGAACAGACUGUGCAAUGAUCCAAAUGAGCCCCUGCCACCUAACAACUUGCUGGUCAACCUGCUUCGAAAAUACAUGCUCCCAGAAGCCAGCAUCCUGGUCACAAUGCGGCCGUCAGCCUUGCAUUCAAUCCCAACCAAGUAUGUUGACAAGUACACCCGUAGCUGUGGCUUCAGUGAUGUUGAGCAGCAGUACCUGUACUUCAGAAACCGGCUAGAAGUGUCUGAGGACAAUAAAACCAAUGAAGAUUUGAUGAGGAUGCUCUAUAGGAAUCUGCAAAGACAAAGCCAGCUCACGGCAGGCUGUUUUUUACCAUCCUAUUGCUGGCUUAUCUGUGCUAUGCUUCACUUCCUCCACUUUGCCACUGCAGACAUGCCUGUUCAGACUCUGACUGGCCUUUAUACCAACUUUCUGAGAUUAAAUUUUGGUGGUGAGAUUCUAGAUUCCAGCAAUCAGCAAAGCAUCUCAAUUGUGCGAUACAUCGCCAAAACUGUUGGCAAGCUUGCCUACGAGGGGAUUGAAAAGAAGAAGGUGCUUUUCAGUGAAGAGGACCUGCAGAGAUCCUUUGGAUUGGAUGCCAUGACGGAGGAAGAGUUGAAUCAGGUCACUGCAUUUCAGAUUGAUAUGCUGGGUUUUUUCAUGUCUCCCAUUGCUCAGCAUAGCUGUGAACCCCUCCUCAGGUUCACCAUACCUGCAAUGCAAGAGUAUUUGGCUGCCCUGUAUGUUGUCUUGGGUGAGAAGAAGACUAUCUUGGAACAAGUUGGAGGUACAGUAUCUGAAACCAUUGGAAAAGCCAGUGAAGAUGUGACUGCCGUUUUGUCCAUUGUAUCAAAGCUGCUGCCAUUCAGAAUUCUGACGUUUGUGCGGCUCAUAAAUAUUUUCCCACGGAUCUUCAGAAAAAUCAGCUGGAAGAGCAAGAAGGCUAUCGCUAACACCAUGAUCUUUGAAAUGUUCAGGGAAGAGGAUGAGUUCAACAAUGAUGUUUUGGAGCAAAUAAAUGCGAGCAUUCUUGGAGAGAGGGAAGGUGGUGGUGAAAGAAUGGAUGCUCAGUGCUUUGAGCUCUUUCCAGUAUUCAUGGCUGGGUUACUGGCCCAGGAGAAUCGCUGUCUCCUAAAUCAACUUGGCUGUACAAUAAAGAAUGUAACUGUGCGUGAAAUAGCAAACAGCUUGAAGAAGCAUCUCAGCAGCACUGUCAAUAAGCAGUUGGCUCCUUCAGAGCUCAUGGACCUCCUUCUGUUCCUGCACGAGUUGCAGAAUGAUGCUUUUGCUGGGGAGAUCAGCGGAACCUUAAAUAGCUUGGAUUUGUCUCAAGUUAAGAUGACUUUAUUGAAGUGCAUUGUGAUUGCAUCAGUUAUGAAUACAUCGAACCAUCCAAUUGAGAUGAUGAACUUCAGUUUGUGCAACUUAAUGGGAGACCACAUAAAAAUCCUCCACCCUGUUCUUCAAAGAUGCAAGAAUUUAAACUUGCAGUUUAACAAUUUAGGACUUGGUGCUUGGAGAGAGAUUAGCAAUCUAUUACAGGAUCCAAAUUGUGCAAUUGAAAAUCUGCGGCUCUGUGGCAACACAUUGUCAGAAGCUGCAAUUAACUGUAUUGGACCUUCCAUCAUUCAGAAUAGUUCUGUUUCCCAUUUGUCUCUGCUUCAUACGUCACUUGGAGAUGAUGGUCUAAGAAUCCUUACACCGUACAUCAGGGAUAACACAAAUCUAAAGGAGAUUAACCUCGCCAAUAAUCUCAUUACUGAUGAUGGUGUGAUGGCCCUUGUGGAGAUGGUCAAAGAACAUCCAACGCUGGAAAAAGUCCACCUUUACUUAAAUGAGAUCAGCAACAGUGGAAAGCAGAAGCUGCAGGCGCUCAAACAGGACCCAGAAGGAGUGAACGUUCUGGUUUCUAUCACGGAGGGAUCGAAUGAUUCCGUGCACUGGACGCUGAUCCUGAAGAACAUUGUGCGGAAUGCAGUGAACCAGGAUAAGCAGAAUGCUGAGGACUACCUGCAGCUCCUGCAGAAUGACCUGAAGUUCAGCUGGCAGCAGACUAGGAACCCGUGGAAAAAGAUGAAACUUCUGCAGGUUCAAAACCAGUUUGAGUACUUGCAGAAACAAAUCCAACAGCAAAAGAAAUAGUUGAAGUCUGACCAGCACUUUCAGCUGUGGAAUUUUAAAGAGAGAAUUGCAUUAUGGUGACAAUCUAUCUGCAAUCCGUAAUUCUGGCUUUUUUUUUACCAGGGUAUAUUGAUAGAGGAAAGUGUUCACCUGAGGCUGUUGCAGAUCUGAACUCUGGUGAAAUGGUGCUGUCAUGUUCCUCUUUAUGUGGAGUACACAGGAGGGCUUAGGGGAAGUAGGGGUGAAAGUGGAAUCAGAGGCAUGGGUGUCGCUUGUUAGUGGACAUCUCUCAAUGCCCUAACCCCAUGUAUGAAAAGCUGGAUUUGAUAAUGGAGCCACCUCAAGAUCAAAAGAUGGUUAGAUUUUCCACGGGACAUCUGGAUGAAGAAUUUUGUUUUAUCGAAAUUAAGGAAGUGAACACAAGGUAGUUUAUACAACUCGUUGAAAUGCUUAAAAAAAAUCACCCAUACCUCCUGGUCACCCUCCUUUAUGAAGUUCCCACUCUCUAAGAUUAUUCUGGAAUCUAUGGGAAUUAGAUUAAGUUCUUGGGACAUUGCUGAUGAAAUCCUGGGAGAAAUAUCAUUGGGCAUUCAAUUUUUUUUGUUUAGUUUGUUAAUUAAAAUACUAUAUAGAUGUACUGAAGCAUGGGAAAAUGAUAAAUGCAUGUUGAACAGCAAGGCUGGAUAAUGUGUCAUAAAAUAUCCAGGAAUACAUUCAACCAGAGUAGGCAAGGCUAAUCCCUCAGACCGGUACAGUUCAAAAGGCUAGCUGUUUAACACAGGGCUUGAAAAUUCACAAUUAUUGCAGAAACUGCAUUGUGCUGAUGUUUGUUUGGAGCCUUGACACACACAAUUGGAGCAUGAAUUUGCUGCCUGUAUUAUAAACCAACGCUCUCUUGUGUACCAGGAAAGCAACCCAGGCAAUCUCAGCCAUUAUAGUUUUUCCCAUUUUGUUAUUCACUUGGCCUGGCUCCAGUCUUGCAGUUAUUGCUCAGGGAUCAUCUGCAGAGUCUUCAGUUUUCUUUGAUUCUUUUCCCAUAACCUACAGGAGAGGUUUGAAACAAAAUCACAAGUUCCAGGAUGUAAGUAUGGAUUGGUGUCACAGUUCCUUACAAGUUAUAUUCCUCUUGGGAUUCCCUGUCCAGGUAGUUUAAUUUGGAUUUGUUCCCCUUGUUCACUUCCUUGCUCCUUGAAAAGUUUGACUCUCUUGUCCAAGGUUUCAUGCGAUGUGGCAAUUAAUCAUCCCUGACCCAUCCUUAUUCCUUCCUCAUCGGAGAGUACACACCCUCUUUUUUCCCCCUCCUUACCCCACAUAACCAGGUUUUGUGUGUGGGAGGAACACAUUUCCUGUCCAAUCCCAGCAGAUGCCAAGACGGAUUAGAACAGCAAUUUGAGAAUGAGAACACUUGGAGCUAAACUGGUUCCUGGAACCCUCCUGAACAGUGUGGUUAUGUAUUUGUUGGCUCAGUGAGUCACUGUGGGAGAGAUGAAUCUCUGCUUUUCCAGUAGAGGAUUUUGAACAAGUAAAAAAUUUUAUAUUGCAGGUAUGUUUCCUCAAACUAUGUGAAAUGUUAUUUCUUUCAGAACAAUAACUACACUUAUUUAUCAAGCACUCUGGAAUAUUUCAGAAUUUGCACUAUGAUUUCUUACAGCCCUUAGUGUUAUGUUAACAACAGCCAACAGCACUUUAAAUCUACUGCCUACUACGGGUGAGAAAGCAGUAACCGCAGAUAUGGCCAAUAAUGCCCCCUGGAGCCAGAAGAUAUAAAAACACAUGCAAUUGAAUUUUGAAAGAAAGUGUGCUCUUUCACCCAACAUCUAUUUGACUAUCGCCCCUUUCCUCAGCAUUUGUAUGCAAAAACUUAUAAUAAAGUAAAAUUUACUAAGGCUUUUGAUAGAGUAAAUGUGGAGAACCUUUGUGCUGAGAGGGGAGUUUGUAACCGAGGGAUACAGACUAAGGCACUCGGAGAAAGAACCAGAGGCUGGUGGAGCUGGGAGCAGGUGGGUUUGUGGAAGGAAGGGGAGUGCAUUUUGUAAAUAUAGUGAGUUAUUCUGUGUGGAAGUGCUGCUUGUAUGGGGUGUGGCUUGAUUUGAGGUUUUCCUAUUUACAAAUGCUGUAUUAACUCUUGCAUGACUGGAGAUCCUUCCCACCCAUUGCUGUGAAGCACUUUGGAGCAUUUUAAGAUUGGCACUAAGGUUCCUUGCAAGCCUGUGAGUGUUUAAAUAUGUAAUUCCAGUGUCCCUGAGGAGGGCUGCCAUUUUGUGUACAGUAACCUCUCACAACCAACAAUAUGAUAAUGGCCAAAUCAUUUAUUUUUGAAUGAUUCCAGUUAAAGGAUGAAUAUUGGCCAGGAUAUUGGGGAGGGCUCCAAGGUGAGAGGUGAUUUUUUUUUCAACUGCAAAGUGGAGCUGGAGCAAUAACUGGGUGGAGCUCUCAGUUUAUAAUGAAGAACAUAGGGUGUCACUGAAGACCAAAAGUUUUUCUCAGGAGGUUGCUGGAUAUCAGCAGUUGUUUCUCUACCAACCAAAUAGUUUGUUAAAUUUAAUUAUUGUUGCUGCAGUCAUCAUAAAGAACAUUACAUUUACUGCCCUCUUAGGCUUUUCUGCCCAGUAUUUGGCAAGUGUAGAUGCUCCUUAACAAACCUCUUUAUAAUAUCAUCCAACUUGAUUAAAAUAUUCUGUGAUGCUUCGUUUAAAACCAAGGAGUAGUAAAAUUGAGGGAUGAAGUAGAUCUUAAGUCAGUUUAUUUAAGAUUUAUUUAAGUCUCACCUUCAGGAGACUAUGACCCAUCCCUCGAGUUUACUAGUCCACUCACCCAACGAGCAUCCUAUCCAAGGACUGAUCCUGGCACCAGGGUAUUUCUCCCAUUUGCCAGGGCUGAUUAAACUUAUUCUUGUUUAAAAAGCCAAUUAUCGAUGGCAUUAGGGGUGGGGAACCUCUUGCACCUCACCCAAGUUGUACAUGACUAGGUCAAUGAGCAUCACUAGCUCUUCAUUAUCCAUCCCCUUAGUUUUCUAGGGAAGGUGAUGCUGGGCUGCCAUCUUAAACUGCUGCAUAUGGUUGCACAAUGGUUAAGUUACUGGACUAGUAUGUAGAGGCCUGCCAAAUAUUCUGGAUAUGGGGACUUUAAAUCUCCUCUUGGCUGCUAUGAAGUUUGCAUUCAGGUAUUUAAAAAAUUUCAGAGCUGAAAAACUAACGUAGUGGUGACCAUGAAUCUACUAGAUUGUUGUAAAAUCCUCCAUGUUCUUCAAUGUCCUUGGGAAGAAAAUCUGGUAUUUUAUCUAGUGUGGCCUUUCUGUGACUCCAGACCCGCCAGUGUGGUAGAUUAUUGACUGUCUUAUGAAAUGGCCAAGCAAGGCAUUGUUUAAGGGCAGUUAGGGAUGGGCAAUAAAUGCAGACCUAGUCAAUAAAACCAACAUUCCCACAAAUUAAUUACUGAAGAAAAACUUAGUGUUCCUACAAUUCUGGAGAUAGUCUUGCGAUUUUAACU
Molecule: messenger RNA, 6891 nt
Organism: Pristis pectinata (smalltooth sawfish)
Lineage: Eukaryota; Metazoa; Chordata; Chondrichthyes; Rhinopristiformes; Pristidae
Gene: nlrx1
Product: NLR family member X1
Exons: 9
Coding region: 505-3423 (972 amino acids)
Biological process (GO): negative regulation of canonical NF-kappaB signal transduction
Cellular component (GO): mitochondrion
Source: RefSeq, a predicted model, not a curated record